Messenger RNA from Rhodotorula graminis WP1, 916 nucleotides. RefSeq lists its product as uncharacterized. Gene Ontology annotation, molecular function: GTP binding; GDP binding; GTPase activity. Gene Ontology annotation, biological process: signal transduction. Lineage: Eukaryota; Fungi; Basidiomycota; Microbotryomycetes; Sporidiobolales; Sporidiobolaceae. The record is from RefSeq and is a predicted model, not a curated record. The transcript has 7 exons. Gene Ontology annotation, cellular component: plasma membrane. Bases 24 to 650 code for a protein of 208 amino acids.
CAGCAGCACAGCCAACAGCAGUCAUGUCCAAGGCCCAGUUCCUGCGCGAGUACAAGCUCGUCGUCGUCGGCGGAGGCGGUGUGGGCAAGAGUGCCCUCACGAUCCAGUUCAUCCAGAGCCACUUUGUCGACGAAUACGACCCCACCAUUGUGGACUCGUACCGCAAGCAGUGCAUGAUCGACGAGGAGGUGGCGCUGUUGGACGUGCUCGAUACGGCGGGUCAGGAGGAGUACUCGGCCAUGCGCGAGCAGUACAUGCGGACGGGCGAGGGCUUCCUCCUCGUCUACUCGAUCACGUCGCGCAACUCGUUCGACGAGAUCGGCACCUUCCACCAGCAGAUCCUGCGCGUCAAGGACAAGGACUACUUCCCGGUGAUCGUCGUCGCCAACAAGGCCGACCUCGAGUACGAGCGGCAGGUCGGGACGCACGAGGGGCGCGACCUCGCCAAGCACUUUGGGUGCCGGUUCAUCGAGACGUCGGCCAAGCAGCGGUUGAACGUCGACGAGGCCUUCUUCAACCUCGUGCGCGAGAUCCGGCAGUACAACAAGGAGCAGGCAGCGGGUCGCCCUGGAGCAGCAGCAGCACAACCCGCACAGUUCAAGCAGGAGGAGGAGAGCAGCGCAGGGUGCUGCGGCUGCGUCAUCCUCUGAGCGCGCCGCGUCCUCGACUCGGCGGUUCUCCUCGACUUCCCUCUCCUCCCCUUCCCAACAGCAACCCGUCCCUUCCCCAUCGGCACAUACCCUUAUUCGCUCUCUCCCUGUCUACCCUGCUGUCCUUCUCGGCGAGCCUCGGCUGCGCCCGCUUCCCCUGGUUGAUCCCGCCCUCUCUUGUCUCCGCGUUGGAUACCCCUUUCCUCUCUCGCGCUCGCCCCCGUCCCCUAGCGUAGCACCUCGCCUGUAAUCCUCCUCUCGCUCUC